AUGGAGCGGCUGCGGGAUCUACGCACACGGCUGCAGGCAUGGGAGCUCGCGUUCCGGCAGCAGAGCGGGAGGCGACCUUGCCAGGUGGACGUGGCGGCGGCGCCCGAGGAGACCCAGGCGCUCUACCGGGAAUACCGCGCCCUGAAGCAGGACCUGGGCCAUCCAGGCGGCAUCCGACCCCGCAGCCCCGAACAGUCUGCUCAAGCGGCCACCCAAGAGGUACUAGAGCCAAACUGCUGGGGGUCUCACCUGAAUCGUGCUGCGACCCAGAGACCACAGCCUACCCCAGCUCCUAAACCCCGAGGGUCAGCGCAGGACUAUGGAAGGAGGCUCAAAGCCAAGCUAAAGGGUACCCCGCAGGCGGAGCCAGCGGUGGGCCGAGUACCCCGCAUUCCUCGGAAACCCUCAACAGAGGCACCUGCCCAGGGGCUGCCAGACACAGGGGCUGCACCUGCCUCUCCACGACUCAGCCAGCUGCUCCCCCAGCGACCUGGGUUCCAGCCUCAGCUAGGCCGGUUCCAGCAGCUCCAGUCCUCCCUAAGCCGGCGACUGAGCUCUCUAGACCCUGGUUGGCUCCAGCGGUGUCAUGGUGGGGACCCAGAUUUACGGAAGAAUCCUGAGACCUUUGUGCCUGGUCUAGACACAGAAUUGUGCGACCUGGGCAAGGGUUCACAGCCUUUGACCUCAGGUGCCGACCUGGGCACCUACCAUGGUCCUGAGAUUCCAGCGCUACAGGGAAGCAGCCACAGUGAAGGAAGCCCCCAACCCAGCAAGAAGCAAAGACUGAGUGGGGACCUCGAAAGGGUCCUUUCACAGGCCCAGUGGGACAGUGGCCACGUGGGACCCCAGGCUAAGGAGUCGGAUGCCACCAAACCUGUGGAAGACCCUCUGCGGACGCAGUCACCUCAGCCCCGAAGUGGCCCCGUGAAACCCAGAUACCCAAACCUGGUGGGAAAGGCUGGGCUCACAGCUCCCAAUAACAUCUCUCCUAGGUCCUCCAUCCAGGAAGGGGGCAACUACGUCAAGCUCAACCUGAAGCGAAAACGCUACGUACGAGGCCCAGCGCUGCGGGGCACUUACCUCCGCAAGCAGGUGUGGAAGCAGAAGUGGCAGAAGAAAAAGGCAUGUUUUGGGGGUGGCCGGCCCAGAGCCACAGUCAAGAGCUUGUGUUUUCAAUGCAGCCGGCCUGGACACUGGGCCUCCCAGUGCCCCCAACUAGGUGGGACCCCCAAGACCGAGCCCACGCCAACCCAGAAAGAAGGCGGCAGGGAUGAGGAGGAAGCGCAGCCCUUGCCCACACUGGGGGACGUGGCCCAGGAGGCGGCUACUGCUCACUGCCAACUCCCCGUGGGUGAAGAUGAUACCAGACCCGCCAAGCCUGAGCUGAUGGGACCCUUGGAGCCCCACCCACCUCCCACCGUGCCCCCACUCUACCCUCCAGGACCCUUGGGGCAGGUGGCAGAGACCCCCCCUGAGGUGUUCCAGGCCCUGAGACAGCUGGGGUACCGAGCCUUCCGUCCUGGGCAGGAGCAGGCAGUCAUGCGGGUCUUGUCAGGCAUCUCCACCCUGUUGGUGCUGCCCACGGGCACCGGGAAGUCCUUGUGCUACCAGCUCCCGGCACUGCUCUUCGCCCGACGCAGCCCCUGCCUCACCAUAGUUGUCUCCCCACUGCUGGCGCUCAUGGACGACCAGGUGUCUGGCCUGCCUCCAGGUGUGAAGGCCGCCUGCCUCCAUUCAGGCAUGAACAAAAAGCAGCGGGAAAGCGUCCUGCAAAAGGUCCGGGCAGCCCAGGUCCAUGUGCUGGUGCUGUCACCUGAGGCACUGGUGAGGACAGGGAUGGGGGGACCUGCUUGCCUGCCUCCAGCCUCUCAGCUGCCACCUAUAGCCUUUGCCUGCAUUGAUGAGGCCCACUGCCUCUCGCAGUGGUCCCACAACUUCCGGCCCUGCUACCUGCGUGUCUGCAAGGUGUUACGGGAACACAUGGGUGUGCGCUGCUUCCUGGGCCUCACAGCCACUGCCCCACGCAGUACUGCCCUUGAUGUGGCCCAGCUCCUAGGUGUGGCCGAAGGGCCAGGCUCCCGUGGACUCCUAGCCACCAUCCCCCCCAACCUGCACCUCUCUGUAUCCAAGGACAGAGACCCCGAGCAGGCCCUGGUGACGCUGCUCCAGGGGGACCGGUUCCGCACACUGGACUCCAUCAUCAUCUACUGCAACAGGCGUGAGGACACGGAGCGCAUCUCUUCUCUCCUCCGCACCUGCCUUCGUGAGUCCUGGCUGUCUAUACCCACAGGCGGCACCCCAGAGGCUGUGGCAGAAGCGUAUCAUGCCGGCAUGUGCAGUCGGGAGCGGCGGCGUGUGCAGCGGGCCUUCAUGCAGGGCCAGCUACGGGUGGUGGUAGCCACGGUGGCCUUCGGCAUGGGACUGGACCGGCCAGAUGUGCGGGCUGUGCUGCACCUGGGGCUGCCCUCCAGCUUUGAGAGUUACGUGCAGGCUGUGGGCCGAGCGGGACGGGACGGGCAGCCUGCCCACUGCCACCUCUUCCUGCAGCCCCAGGGGGAGGACCUGCAGGAACUGCGGAGACAUGUACACGCUGACUCCGUGGAUUACCUUGCUGUGAAGAGGCUGGUGCAGCUCGUGUUCCCCCCCUGCUCCUGUGCCCAGCUGUCCUCAGAGGGCGGUGACAGUGGACAGGUGGUCAAGGUCCCCACAGAAGCCAGGCAGCGGGACAGCCAGGACACAGACCCUGGGCCGAGGAGGACGUGCCCAGGCCAUACCCGGGCCCUCCCGAUAGAGCCAACAGAGCAGGCCCUGGACAUGCCCCAGGAGGCCAUCGAGACCCUGCUGUGCUACCUGGAGCUGCACCCACAGCACUGGCUGGAGCUGUUGCCGCCCACGUACGCCCAGUGCCGCGUCCGCUGCCCCAGGGGCCCUGCUCAGCUCAGAGCCCUGGCCCUCAGGUGUCCCCCCUUGGCUGUGUGCCUGAGCCGGCAGUUACCCCAGGAUACAGACAGCAACGGUAGCAGCUGCUCCCUGGAGUUUGACGUGGUCGAGCUUACAGAUUCCAUGGGCUGGGAGCUGACGCCCGUACGGCGGGCUCUACACCAGCUGCAGUGGGACCGGGGGCCUGGGGCUGGGGAGCCUCAGAGCACAGGUGUGCGCGUGGAGUUCGGGGAGCUGGCCUUCCACCUGCGCUGCCCCAGAGACUUGACUACUGAAGAAAAGGACCAGCUCUGUGAAUUUCUUCAUGGCCGCAUACAGACACGAGAGCGGGAGGCCCUGGUCCGCCUGCGCCGCACCUUUCAGACCUUCCACAGUGUGGCCUUCCCCAGCUGCGGGCCCUGCCUAGAACAGCAUGAUGAGGAACGCAGUGCCCGGCUCAAGGGCCUUUUGGGGCGCUACUUUGAGGAGGAGGAGAGGCUGGGACCGGAGAGUGGAGAAGACACUGAGGCCCCAGAGCCAGGCCAGGCCCAACUCCAGGGCUGGGAGGACCAGAUCCGCAGAGACAUCCGACAACUCCUGUCAUUGAGGCCAGAAGAGAAAUUCUCAGGCAGGGCUGUGGCCCGGAUCUUUCAUGGCAUUGGAAGUCCCUGCUAUCCAGCCCAGGUGUUCGGGCGGGACCGACGCUUCUGGAGGAAGUACCUACACGUGAGCUUCCAUGCCCUGAUGCGCCUGGCCAGGGAGGAGCUGCUGUUGUGGGCCCGCUGA
Chrysochloris asiatica (Cape golden mole) is the source of this 3705-nucleotide messenger RNA. It is a transcript of the gene RECQL4, whose product is annotated as RecQ protein-like 4. Gene Ontology annotation, cellular component: cytoplasm; nucleus; chromosome. The coding region runs from base 1 to 3705 and encodes 1234 amino acids. The record is from RefSeq and is a predicted model, not a curated record. Gene Ontology annotation, molecular function: 3'-5' DNA helicase activity; zinc ion binding; nucleic acid binding. Gene Ontology annotation, biological process: DNA replication; double-strand break repair via homologous recombination; telomere maintenance. Lineage: Eukaryota; Metazoa; Chordata; Mammalia; Afrosoricida; Chrysochloridae. The transcript has 21 exons.